Messenger RNA from Penicillium crustosum, 195 nucleotides. RefSeq lists its product as uncharacterized. The record is from RefSeq and is a predicted model, not a curated record. The transcript is spliced from 2 exons. Lineage: Eukaryota; Fungi; Ascomycota; Eurotiomycetes; Eurotiales; Aspergillaceae. The coding region runs from base 1 to 195 and encodes 64 amino acids.
AUGAAACUCACUACAUUUAUUACUGCCCUCUCCUUCUCGACUCUCGUAGCAGCAACUCCUGUCCCGCUCAGCAACCGAGGAAACCUCCUCCCGACUCCAAUGCAAGCUGUGGAGAAACUUUUCCCUGGCUCAGGGAUUCCACGGCUGGCGGGGAAAAUCGAGAAGGCAUUCGAUAUUUGGAUGUCCAAUGCUUAA